CGCCAAAUCCGAUCGAUUCUAUCGGAGAAGUAAAAAUGGCGGACAACGGCGGUGAAGAUCCUGUUAAUAACAACAAUAAUACAACGGUCUCUUCGGAGGGAACUAUUAUUAAGGUUACAGUCAAAACCCCGAAAGAUAAGGAAGAAAUCGCCAUCUCGGAAGAUGCCUCUGUCACUCAGUUUAAGGAGGAGAUCUCGCGGAGGUUCAAAGCCAAGCAGGAUCAGUUGGUUCUGAUCUUUGCAGGGAAGAUCUUGAAGGACGGGGACUCGCUCAACCAGCACGGCAUCAAGGACGGCCUGACAGUCCACCUGGUCAUAAAGACGGCACACAAGGCAGGAGAUGGCGCUAGUUUCUCCACCUCCGGCACCACCCAGGUGGGCAGCAGUAGUGGCAGCUCCUCCGGCCCCAGUUCUGCAGCCCAGUCCUCCACAGUAGGGUCCACUGGAGGCCCUGCCUCGGCACCCCCACAGACCCCCAACAUACUGACCGGGUUCGGUGACCUGUCCAGCCUGAGCAGCAUGGGCAUGGGCUCAGCUAACUUCAUGGAGCUGCAGCAGCAGAUGCAGAGCCAGCUGAUGUCCAACCCGGAAAUGCUGUCCCAGAUCAUGGAGAACCCCCUGGUGCAGAACAUGAUGUCCAACCCAGACCUGAUGAGGCAGAUGAUCGUGGCCAACCCACAGAUGCAGCAGCUGAUGGAGCGCAACCCAGAGAUCUCCCACAUGCUCAACAACCCCGAGCUUAUGAGACAGACCAUGGAGCUGGCCAGGAACCCUGCCAUGAUGCAGGAGAUGAUGCGUAACCAGGACCGGGCGCUUAGCAACCUGGAGAGCAUCCCGGGGGGCUACAACGCCCUGCGCAGGAUGUACACAGACAUCCAGGAACCCAUGUUCAGCGCAGCACGAGACCAGUUUGGAAACAACCCUUUCUCAGCCUUGGGGGGCAACUCUGACGGGGGGGUGCAGCCGUCGAGGACAGAGAACCGGGAGCCACUGCCCAACCCCUGGGGCCCUCCCAGCUCCACCAACCCCUCUGAGGGUGGAGGGGGAACGGGCACCACAGGCUCUACCACUGGCAGCACCACCCCCAGUGUGUCCAACCCUCUGGGCGUCAACUCUGCCAGUCUGGGAAACGGCAUGUUCAGCAGUCCGGGCAUGCAGAGUCUGAUGCAGCAGAUCUCAGAGAACCCCCAGCUGAUGCAGAACAUGCUGUCUGCUCCCUACAUGCGCAGUAUGAUGCAGUCUCUUGCCCAGAACCCAGACAUGGCCUCCCAGGUGUUGAUGAAUAACCCCCUGUUUGCUGGAAACCCCCAGCUGCAGGAACAGUUCAGGAGCCAGCUGCCUGUCUUCCUGCAGCAGAUGCAGAACCCAGAGGCUCUCUCUGUGAUGACCAACCCCCGGGCCAUGCAGGCUCUCCUUCAGAUACAACAGGGCCUACAGACGCUGCAGACAGAGGCACCGGGACUCAUGCCCAGGAGGUGUGGCUCCAGAGAACCCUGCCUCUUCGCCGAGCGCCGGGACAAACCCCGCCCAGCAGCUGAUGAUGCAGCAGAUGCUCCAAAUGUUCGCAGGAGGGAAUGCCUCGAGCCAGAGCCCGGAGGUGCAGUUCCAGCAGCAGCUGGAGCAGCUGAGCGCUAUGGGCUUCAUCAACCGAGAGGCCAACCUGCAGGCCCUCAUCGCUACAGGAGGAGAUGUCAACGCUGCCAUCGAGAGACUGCUGGGCUCUCAGCCCUCAUAAAGACACACUCACUCACACACACAGUUACGUAUAUACGCAUACAUCGAUACAUACAUCGAUACAGACACACGCAUACACACUAUCCAGCUCCGGGUAGCAAGGGAUAAACACACACACACACACACACACUGUCUACAGAGAACCAAGAAGUGAAGUGAACUAUCCCAAACCGACACAGACGAGACCCGGUCAGGAUAUGUGCCAUUCUAAACAUCCACUGCAGCCUCCUGUCAUAUCUCCUAAACAGAGAUGCUUUACCCUGCAAUAUUCUCUCAUCCAUCUUACAUUUACAUUUAAGUCAUUUAGCAGACGCUCUUAUCCAGAGCGACUUACAAAUUCUAAUAAAGCUGAGGGGUUUAUUCAAUGAGGUGGAGAGUUCAGCGUGCGGCAGAUAUAAAUGUAUUCAUUGCAUUGCAUAGAGCUGUUAUGACGCAUUUGUUUCCUGUCUAUAUGUUGCAUUUCUAUCUGCAGUGAUGUUUGUGAACAAUCCACUAUUUUGACCCAACCCCUGAUGUGCAGGGUAUAUGGAGAGCGGAGGAAGAGAGAAUUACAAAAAAGUUUUGUAAAUCUCACACGGAUAUCAGGCCCCAAUCCCUUCCCCCUCUUUCCACUACUUUAACCGUCCAAAACCCUUUCUAUUUAUUGCUAGCGCUGAAAAGAAAAGAUCCCCCACACUUCCCUAAAAUUGCAAAAUUGUCAUUCCAGAUAGGAUAUAUUAAUCUCCUCUCAGCCGUGAGUUGUUCCCUCAAGGCACGACUUCUGUGCCUUCUUGUCUUCAACAAACCCCUUUAACAACAACCACUCCCAUCAAAUGGAUGGAUUUCAUCAAACCCUGGCUAGUCAAAUCAAACGAGUCUGCCGUUGGUGGUGUAGAUUGACUUCACACACAGGCGGUGCCACAAGAUUGAGACCUUUGAUAAGAUUGAGAAAUGUCAUGAUAAUCGUUAAUAAAGAAAGAAAGGUGUGGUUCUGAGGAAGACACAGAAAGACAAAACAGACAGAUAUCCUUUUCAUUUUAAUCUGAUUCAUUAUGUAUUUUAAUUUGAGGUGUAAGUUGUAUCUACCUAUAGAUAAUCUGUUUUGUCUCAUCAUUAAACAAAACUCUUCCUGGAAAAUGUAUGAAUAAAAUAUAAUGAAAAAAGGCUUUACGUUUUUGGUAUGGUGUGGCACCAUACGUUGUUGUAAAUUAAGUUCUAGCUUUUUGCUUUUAUUUUAUUUUAGCAUUGUAGUUGUGGUAACUUUGGCAAUGGCUUCCAUAGCUGUGCUUUGUCUGUUGGCCUCAGUUGAAAAUCCAUCACCCAAUUCAACAUGUUGGAACUAACUUUUAACAGUACUGUAUAAAAAAUAAAACUAAGUUGGUCAAUAAGAACCCUCUUUCAAAUUGUGACAAUC
Coregonus clupeaformis (lake whitefish) is the source of this 3126-nucleotide messenger RNA. Its product is annotated as ubiquilin-4-like. Gene Ontology annotation, molecular function: polyubiquitin modification-dependent protein binding. Gene Ontology annotation, cellular component: cytosol. The record is from RefSeq and is a predicted model, not a curated record. The transcript has 11 exons. NCBI's taxonomy places the organism in Eukaryota, Metazoa, Chordata, Actinopteri, Salmoniformes, Salmonidae. Gene Ontology annotation, biological process: ubiquitin-dependent protein catabolic process. Bases 36 to 1841 code for a protein of 601 amino acids.